CUGCUCCGCUGUCAGGAGGAGACUGGAUGCUAGAGAGAGGCGGUGCUUACCUUCUGUGGUGGGUCAGGAAGGCUGGGCCGUGGCUUGAGUUGCUGGCUCCGGAGAGGGCUGUGAACAGGGCCAGGGCACUGCGUUCAGGAUACAGCAGCCGUGGAUGAUUGGCAUGACCUGAGCCCGUUAGGGCUCUUGGAAAUUUUCCACUUCCAUUUCAUCUUCACGGGAGAAUUUCCAGCUCUCGCUCAAGGCUGCUCUCAGAUAUGCAAAGCAGAGCCCUCCCACCCCAGCAGCUGCAGAUAGGAGCCGGCAGCUGCUGCGCAGACACUGACUCAGCUCAGCCUCCCGCCCAGCCCAGCCUGCUGCCCUGGCCCAGUGCGUCGCCUGUGUGGCAUCCCCAGGAGCAGCCAUGGAGACUCCAGUGCCCGGAUCAGCCGAGAUGCCGCGCCAGUUCCCCAAGCUGAACAUCUCUGAGGUGGACGAGCAAGUCCGGCUCCUGGCUGAGAAGGUGUUCGCUAAAGUGCUCCGAGAAGAGGACAGCAAAGAUGCCCUGUCCCUCUUCACCGUCCCCGAGGACUGCCCCAUCGGCCAGAAGGAGGCCAAGGAGAGGGAGCUGCAGAAGGAGCUGGCGGAGCAGGAGUCGGUGGAGACCGUGAAAAGAAAGAAAAGUUUCAAGAUGAUUCGAUCCCAGUCCCUGUCUCUGCAAAUGCCAACGCAGCCAGAUUGGAAGGGCCCCCCGACCACCACUCCAGCCAUGACUCCUGCAACACCUGUGCUCCCUGGAGCCACUUGCCCACUCGCACCAGCACCUUUUUGUAUGCCCGAGUACCAGCGGGUAACCAUCAGCGGAGAUUACUGUGCCGGGAUCACCGUGGAGGACUAUGAGCAGGCCGCCAAGAGCCUGGCCAAGGCCCUGAUGAUCCGGGAGAAGUAUGCCCGGCUUGCCUACCACCGUUUCCCACGGACCACCGCCCAGUACUUGGGUCUUUCACGGGUGGACACAGCACCUCCGGGGGAGGGCCUCCCAGACUUCCACCCUCCCCCGCUGCCCCAGGAAGACCCUUACUGUACAGAUGACGCUCCCCCCAACCUGGGCUACCUGGUCCGCAUGCAGGGGGGCAUCCUCUUCGUGUACGACGACGAGAAGAUGCUGGAGAGCCAGGAGCCCCACAGCCUGCCCUACCCCGACCUGGAGACCUACACGGUGGACAUGAGCCACAUCCUGGCCCUCAUCACCGAUGGCCCCACGAAGACAUAUUGUCACCGGCGAUUGAACUUUCUGGAAUCCAAGUUCAGCCUUCACGAGAUGUUAAAUGAGAUGUCUGAGUUCAAAGAGUUGAAGAGUAACCCCCACCGAGACUUCUAUAAUGUGAGAAAGGUGGACACACACAUCCACGCGGCCGCCUGCAUGAAUCAGAAGCACUUGCUGCGCUUCAUCAAGCACACGUACCAGACGGAGCCUGACAGGAUCGUGGCUGAGAAGCAGGGCCAGAAGAUUACCCUGCGGCAGGUGUUCGACAGCCUGCACAUGGACCCUUACGACCUCACUGUGGACUCGCUGGACGUCCACGCGGGCCGGCAGACAUUCCACCGCUUUGACAAGUUCAACUCUAAAUACAAUCCUGUGGGGGCCUGUGAGCUGCGUGACUUGUAUUUGAAAACGGAAAACUAUUUGGGAGGAGAGUACUUUGCUCGGAUGGUCAAGGAGGUGGCCCGGGAGCUGGAAGAGAGCAAGUACCAGUACUCAGAGCCGAGGCUGUCCAUCUACGGCCGCUGUCCCGAUGAGUGGCUCAACCUGGCCCACUGGUUCAUCCAGCACAAGGUCUACUCUCCUAACAUGCGCUGGAUCAUCCAGGUGCCCCGGAUCUAUGACAUAUUUAGGUCGAAGAAGCUGCUGCCAAGCUUCGGGAAGAUGCUGGAGAACAUCUUCCUGCCCCUUUUUGAGGCCACAAUCAACCCCCAAGAUCACCGAGAGCUUCACCUCUUCCUCAAAUAUGUGACAGGGUUCGACAGUGUGGAUGAUGAGUCCAAGCACAGCGACCACAUGUUCUCGGACAAGAGCCCCAACCCGGACAUCUGGACCAGUGAGCAGAACCCGCCCUACAGCUACUACCUGUACUACAUGUAUGCCAACAUCAUGGUGCUCAACAACCUCCGCAGGGAACGAGGUCUGAGCACGUUCCUGUUCCGGCCUCACUGCGGCGAGGCUGGGUCCAUCACCCACCUGGUGUCUGCUUUCCUGACUGCCGACAACAUUUCCCACGGGCUGCUCCUCAAGAAGAGUCCGGUGUUGCAGUAUCUCUACUACCUGGCUCAGAUCCCCAUUGCCAUGUCUCCCCUGAGCAACAACAGUCUGUUCCUCGAAUAUUCCAAAAACCCUCUGAGGGAAUUCCUGCACAAGGGGCUGCACGUUUCCCUCUCCACUGACGACCCCAUGCAGUUCCACUACACAAAGGAAGCACUUAUGGAAGAAUAUGCGAUUGCUGCUCAAGUGUGGAAGCUGAGCACGUGUGACCUGUGUGAGAUCGCCAGGAACAGCGUGCUGCAAAGCGGCCUCUCACAUCAGGAAAAGCAGAAGUUCCUGGGACAAAAUUAUUAUAAAGAAGGACCUGAAGGAAAUGAUAUUCGAAAGACAAACGUUGCUCAGAUCCGGAUGGCAUUCCGAUACGAGACCUUAUGCAACGAGCUCAGCUUCCUGUCUGAUGCCAUGAAGUCAGAACAGAUCACAGCCCUGACCAAGUAGGUCUAACACUGGACAUGCAUUGUAACGUCCUGGUUUAAUCUCACGUCUGCUAUGAUUGCCAGUGGUCAGGAUACCACACUGGGACUUUCCUCCCGGGAGAGAAUGCCUCUGAAGAACCUUCAAACCUAGUGAUUUUGGUUGCACUGUUCACUUUAAGACCUGACAUGUCCACUUCUGUUAGUAUUUCAGAGUAAUACAUGGCGACUGCUCCUUGGGGAUCUGGGAGAUAGACAGUUGUCUGUACUCAUUCCUAAUUUUCCAAAUCUCUCUCUUCAAACCACUAGUGCUUGCAUUGUUAGGGCCAGGCUCUUCCACGAUUCAAGUGGCUACUGACAUGGGGUCCAUGUGGUUUUCUGCCACAGUCCACUAUAGGCCCUCCAGUCUUUGUGGUAGGUGGCUGCCUUAAACAAAAUCAACUUCAAAGCUCCCUUUCAUAAAGGAGCUACUUAGAGAGAAUUAAAAUAGACAACUUCUGCCCUGGCCGGUGUGCUCAGUGGUUAGAGUGCUGGCCCCUGAACUGAAGGGUUGUGGGAUCGAUUCCGCUCAAGGGCAUGUACUUGCUCCAAGUUCAGUGUGCAGGAGGCAAUCAAUGGAUGUGUCUCUCUCACAUCGAUGUUUCUAUCCCCUCCCCCUCGCCCCCCCGCUCUUUUUCUACUCUAAAAUCAAUGGGGAAAAAUAUCCUAUUAACCUCCCCUCUCCCCCCCCAAAAAAAGACUUCUUUGCAUUUUUGAUGAAUUUCUUAAACUAUUUUAUUUAGAUCACCUCUCUCUUUUCUACUUAGGAAGCCAAAUGUGCACAUUGCAACAGUCACUUCUGAUCUGUGUCUUGGUUUCCUCAUUUGAAACAUGAGGGUUUGGACUAGAUGAGAGAUUUUCACAUAGAGGUCUUGAAUCUCCCUCCCAAUUUCAGGGUGGGAGAGGGGAGGGGAAUGAGAUUCUGGGCGUUGCUUUUGCUUCUUCUUUGGGACUUGUACAUAUUUCAUUUGAAGUAAGGAUUUUGAAAAGCACCAGACUAGAUCAUCUCUGUUCCCUUCUGGCUCUAAUAGUCUACGAAUGAUUGUAGCCCAAUUAUCAUUUUGCUUAUGAAGAAUUAGGGCCAGAGAAGUGAGAUUUAUUUAAGGUCACACAGCUAAUAAGUAAUAGGACUAGAACUAGGUUUCCCUACUCCUAAUCCAGUCCUUUCUCCACUAUUCCACAAGACCUCACAGAAGUUCUUUUAUCACUGAAACCCGAUGCAUUUAUUUUUCCUCCCUUACCUAACACACGGACUUUCCCCCAAUAUAUAAGUGGUCCCAGCGGUCAGGUAGAAAAGUAUUUUUUAAGUCCAGUAUGAAUUUAAGCUUUACCAAUGUACUCUUCAUCUGUGUUACUUGUGCCUGGUACAUAGUAGGUGCUCAAUAAAUGUAUGUUGAAUAAAUGACUUUCUCUUUUGGCAACCUUUUAAGAAUAUAUGCUCCUAGUACAAGCUGCUCAAGGACCUUCUUGUUUAUUUCUGUGUGUGAGCAAAUACAGACUAUGGGAAAUCCAGAAUCAUGUGAUUGGAAGAACCCUAUUUUAGCCUGUGAAAGUGCUUAUCUGACUUUAGAUUUUCUUGUCCUGUGACUUUAUUUUAUAAUGCAUGUCCCCUCCACUGGUCUACAGAACAAUAAAUGUAGUGUUUUCUUUUUAACUUAUAUGUUACAUAUAACUUAUAUGACAAACAUAUAUUCUAUCUUAUCACUAAUCAAGAAAUUGAGUGAAAACACGGCAUUUAUCUUAGGCAUUUGUUAUUUUUGAAAAGCCCCCAUUUAUAUACAUUUGCCCUAUCAUUGCAAGCAUUGUACAGUUUUUUUUUUCAUUGUCAUUUUAUCUGUAUCAAGUAUUUGUUUGUAAUUAUUAAAUAAAGUCUGUUAGGACUAUGGCUCCAUAAUUUAAAA
Pipistrellus kuhlii (Kuhl's pipistrelle) is the source of this 4652-nucleotide messenger RNA. RefSeq names its product adenosine monophosphate deaminase 3 (gene AMPD3). Gene Ontology annotation, biological process: IMP salvage; AMP metabolic process. The coding region runs from base 404 to 2737 and encodes 777 amino acids. Gene Ontology annotation, cellular component: cytosol. The transcript is spliced from 15 exons. The record is from RefSeq and is a predicted model, not a curated record. Lineage: Eukaryota; Metazoa; Chordata; Mammalia; Chiroptera; Vespertilionidae. Gene Ontology annotation, molecular function: AMP deaminase activity.